Molecule: messenger RNA, 255 nt
Organism: Sphenostylis stenocarpa
Lineage: Eukaryota; Viridiplantae; Streptophyta; Magnoliopsida; Fabales; Fabaceae
Source: the annotation of a GenBank genome assembly
AUGGUGGAAUUGAGAGUGAUCUUGGUAGCAUCCACAACAAAUAAGAGAGAGAUAGUGUGUGAGCAAGGGACCAAACAAAUAACCGGAGAAGGAAGGAAAAAAAGUGAGAGUGAAGUAAUGAAGCAUACAGAAAUGCUAUGCACAAUAAAACUUCACAAUGGAAUUACUCAUCCCGGAACAUCAAGGGCCUACAUGAAGAAGCAUAAACUGAAGGGCAAUUCCUUGGACAUGGAAAAAGAACUACCAAAGCAGUAG